GUCCCUGUAGAGGGUAAUAAAUCUACCAGUGAAAAUCCUCCCUGGAACACACUUGGUGCAAAGCCAAAGAGAAGACCACCUCCCUGCGACAAGGGAGAAUGGAUAUCUGGCAGGACCCAGCGCCCCGAUAUCUCUGAUCUGACCGGCUGGCCUGCGCUACCAUCUUCAGCCAGGCAUACUGCGUCAUCAACUCCACUGCCACGUAGGACACAGCAGCGGACAGCUGAGAAGAGGAGAACUACCAAUAAACCUCCCCAGCAAGCAAGUGUCCAACUAAAGAACAGGUUUGCCCCACUGUUGAUGGACAAUGGAUCCCCCUCUGAUUGCCUGAAUAACCCACCAUCACCACGCAGAAGGGACAAGAGACAAGAGGAGCCACCGAGGAAGGAAGACACAACACAGCCUAUCAGGAACGUCGAAGGAGGACCGCCACUGCAAAAGGAGAACGUCGACCAUGAGAUACACCAGAGCAAAGAGGAGAGGUGUCUAUCCUCCUCUACCGCCCCUCCCUCCAUUCUGAAUGCAUGUGAAGAUCCCUCCCCCACAUCCCCCAAGCCAUCCACGUCUCCAUCUUUCUCCCUCCCUCAAGUAGACCUUUCUCCCCCCUUCUCCCCCUUGGAGUUCCGGGAGCUACCCCCACUCACGCCCCACCCUACUCAGAUUUUUACCCCCCUAGAUCAUCGCUCACCUCCACCACCCCCUCCACGAAGGCGUGCUCCACAACCCCCCAGCCAUACUUCACCUUUCUCACGCCAACCCCUUACACGCCCUCAACGUCCACCUUCAGUAGUUCGUCCCAGCUCUGACGCUGCUCACUCCCCCUCCCCCUUACGGCAAACCCCGCCUCGCCCUGACAGCAGUCCUGAAUAUUUCUGAUACAGAAAAGGGUUCAGCAGUAGACCACAUUAUCAGCUGGGCCCAAGGUUGCCUACAUCAAAUCAUGGCACCUUCUACAUCCCUGUUGUGACUACCAAGAGAGUAAACAUUGGGAAACUUAGCCACCCUGCUAACCUAAACAAUCUCAUUCCUAUUAUCUCCAAAUCAAAGCCAACAUCGAAGCCUGUCAAUAACACCAUCAGGAUGGGUCUGCUCAAUGUCAGGUCUCUGAAUAGCAAAUCAUUUUUAGUCAAUGAUUUUAUUAGCACUUCUAAACUUGACUUUAUGUUUUUAACUGAAACAUGGCUGGAACAAAAUAACAGUGCAAGCAUUCUGAUCGAGACAGCACCCCCCAACUAUAACUUCAUUGAUAUAUGUAGAUCGGGGAAAAGAGGUGGAGGGGUUGCUGCUAUAUUUAAAAACAUGUUUCAGGGGAAACAGAUGUCACUCGGUGAGUUUACAUCAUUUGAAUACCUGUGUGCUGUGUUGAAAUGCUCUCCCAAAAUUCUCUUGUUAAUUAUCUACAGGCCACCUAAAUAUUCUGCAAAUUUUUUUGAUGAUUUUACUGAACUAUUGUCUAGCAUCUCCACUGACUUUGACUGCCUGGUUAUAACUGGUGAUUUUAAUUUUCAUAUUGACGAUUUAAAUGACAAGGGCGCAAAAGAACUUUUUACUAUUUUAGACACAUUUGAACUGUCUCAACAUGUGAAAGAGGCUACACAUUAUAAGGGACACACCCUGGACCUGAUUAUCACAAAAGGUCUCAAUGUUUCUGAUGUUCUUGUGAUUGAUCCUUCAUUGUCUGAUCAUUUCUGUGUUUUCUUUAAUAUUUCUGUAAUUCCGGACACACAAACAGAAUCAAAGAAUGUCAAAAAGCGGUACAUAAAUGAACAUGCUAAUGUCCUCUUUAAAAACGCCAUCUCCUCACUACCACCUCUAAACCCAUGUCAUGCUGAUGAUCUUGUAAGCAACUUUAAUUCCAAAAUUGUGAAUAUCAUAGAUAUCAUUGCACCUGUUACAGUUAAAACGAUUUCUGGCAAGCAAAAGGCACCCUGGAGAAAAUCUGCUGCUGUAACAGCCCAGAGAAGAGAGUGCAGGAAGGCUGAACGAAUCUGGCGGAAUACAAAACUUCAUAUUCACCAUGACAUCUAUAAAGAGAGCCUCCAGGCCUACAAUUUAGUCUUAAAAAGUGCUAGAGAAACAUUCUUCUCCAAUAUCAUAAACAGCAACACAAAUAAGGCCAAAACCCUAUUCACAAUCGUUGACAGACUGACUAAACCCCCAACACAAAUACCAGCCGAACUCCAUUCCACGCAGAAAUGCAAUGACUUUGCAUUCUUUUAUACUGAUAAAAUUGAAGGCAUCAGACGCACCAUCAAUAUCUCAAGUAAAAAAGUUGGAUCACCACCCCAUUUAGGCAAAAGUAACACAGCAAUGAUGGCAAGCUUUAAUGCCAUAGACUCUAAAACUCUAGUGGAAACGGUGACAGCUCUAAAGUCAUCCACCUGCUGCCUUGAUGUUUUACCUACCAACUUCUUUAAGAAUGUUUUUGACUGCCUAUCAACAGACAUCUUGCAAAUAGUUAAUAAUUCUAUUAAAUCGGGCAAUUUCCCGAAGGCUUUCAAAACUGCAGUCAUUAAACCUCUUCUAAAAAAGCAGAGCCUAGAUGCCUCUGUUAUCAACAACUACAGACCAAUUUCAAAUCUACCAUUCAUAAGUAAAAUAAUUGAGAAAGUUGUCCUCCAACAACUAAAUCACUUCUUGGCUUCUACUGGCUGCCACAACAACUUCCAGUCAGGAUUUCGACCUCUUCAUAGCACAGAGACGGCCCUUCUUAAAGUUAUAAAUGACAUCCGUCUAAACACAGACUCUGGCAAAACUUCAGUAUUAAUGCUUUUGGACCUCAGUGCUGCAUUUGACACUGUCGACCACUCAAUACUUUUGGACAGGUUGGAAAACUGGGUGGGGAUCUCAGGCACAGUUUUAAGCUGGUUCAAGUCAUAUCUACAAGAUAGGAACUAUUUUGUUUCCAUUGGUGACUUUGUAUCAGAACCAACCAACGUAACGUGUGGAGUCCCCCAAGGUUCAAUCUUGGGGCCGACUUUAUUUAACAUCUAUAUGCUCCCACUAGGACAAAUCAUGCAAAAUAAUAACAUUGACCAUCAUUGCUAUGCCGAUGACACCCAAAUCUAUGUAGCGCUAUCACCAAAUGACUAUCGCCCCAUAGAUCUUCUGUGCCAGUGCAUUGAGCAAGUCAAACACUGGAUGUGCCAAAAUUUCCUACAACUAAAUGAAGAUAAAACUGAGAUAAUUGUUUUUGGUGCUAAAAAAGAAAGGUUUAAAGUCAUCCAACACCUUAAAUCACUGUCCCUGAAAACCUCAAAUAAAGCCAGAAAUCUUGGGGUUAUUUUAGAUUCUGAUUUACAUUUCGACAGUCACAUCAAAUCAGUAACAAAAUCGGCCUACUAUCACCUCAAAAAUGUAAAAAGACUUAGAGGGCUCAUGUCAGCUCAAGACUUAGAAAAACUUGUACAUGCCUUUAUUACCAGUAGGCUAGACUAUUGUAAUGGUCUCCUUGCAGGUCUUCCCAAAAAAACUGUCAGGCAGCUACAGCUUGUUCAGAACGCUGCUGCUAGAGUUCUAACAAAGACCAAAAAAUGUGAGCACAUUACACCAAUUCUUAAAUCCUUACAUUGGCUCCCUGUACAUCAGAGAAUAGAUUUCAAAAUCCUCCUGCUCACAUAUAAAUCACUACAUGGUCUAGGGCCCAAGUAUAUCACUGAUAUGCUCCCACUAUAUACGCCCUCUAGAUCACUAAGAUCUUCUGAGACCAAUCUGUUAGCGGUUCCAAGAGUAAACUCAAAUCAAGGGAGAUCAUCAUUCAGUCACUAUGCAACAAAUAGCUGGAAUAAACUUCCUGAAGAUGUCAGACUCUCCCCAACUCUCACUACUUUUAAAACUAGACUGAAGACUUUUAUGUUCACCUUAGCUUUCAGCUAAAUCUUUUAAUCUUUUAACUUUUAACGUCUGCACUGUUUUUAUUUUUAUUGUCUGCAUUUUAAUUUUGCUUUUAUUUUCUUUCAUUUCACUUUGUUGUCUGUGAAGCACUUUGAGUCUGCCUUGUGUAUGAAAAGCGCUAUACAAAUAAAGUUGCCUUGCCUUG
Molecule: messenger RNA, 4039 nt
Organism: Entelurus aequoreus (snake pipefish)
Lineage: Eukaryota; Metazoa; Chordata; Actinopteri; Syngnathiformes; Syngnathidae
Exons: 2
Coding region: 301-876 (191 amino acids)
Source: RefSeq, a predicted model, not a curated record